Molecule: messenger RNA, 2067 nt
Organism: Aspergillus viridinutans
Lineage: Eukaryota; Fungi; Ascomycota; Eurotiomycetes; Eurotiales; Aspergillaceae
Product: amine oxidase
Exons: 4
Coding region: 1-2067 (688 amino acids)
Biological process (GO): amine metabolic process
Molecular function (GO): primary methylamine oxidase activity; copper ion binding; quinone binding
Source: RefSeq, a predicted model, not a curated record
AUGCUGGCAUCUCAGAGCUCUCCUUCGGCCACCUCGGUCAACCUUCAUCCCUUUGAUCCAAUUACCCCAGAAGAGAUCCAACUUGCCGUUCGCAUUCUCGAAGCUGCCUUUCCUGGUGUGCCUCUUCGGUAUAAGCGAAUUGAUCUGCAAGAGCCCAUCAAGAAAGAUGUCAUUGCAUAUCUCGAGGCAGAGAGGUUACGGGAACCGUUACCUCAGAGACCACCUCGCCUUUUAUUUUCCUACUUUCACCGUUUGGACAGUGGUGUCUUCCACAAGGCCCUGUUAAAUGCUGACAGUAAGGCGGUAAUCCAUAUUAAGGAGCUCCCAGCACAUGUGCAAGGACCUAUUGAUGUAGAUGAGGUGACUGAGAUUGAGGCGCUCUGCAUGCGGCACCCUGCGGUGCUAGCAGAAAUCGAGAAACUCAAGCUGCCGCCAGGAAUGACGGUCUGCAAUGAUCCGUGGAUGUAUGGCUCAGACAGUCCGAAUGAAACGAGACGGCUCUUCCAAUGCUUUAUGUACAUGGUGGCAGCGGACCACCCAGAGAACAACCAUUACUCUUUACCAUGCAAGUUCUCUCCCGUCUUCGACGCUAUCACCCGGGAGCUGGUCCGCAUGGAUUAUCUCCCUGGCGGCGCAGACACAAAAGUAACGGAAACACAACCGUGGAAACCUGUUAAAACAGUUCAAUAUGCUCACGACCUCCUGGAUGAGCCACUGAGAAAAGACCUUAAACCCUACAUCGUCCAGCAACCUGAGGGGGCAUCCUUCUCAGUUGAUGGGAACUUUGUGUACUGGCAGAAAUGGCGAUUCAGGGUCGGCUUCAACAACCGGGAGGGACUGGUGCUCUACAAUAUCACAUACGACAAUCGCAACGUCUUCUACCGGCUUUCGGUCUCAGAGAUGACGGUUCCCUACGGAGAUCCUCGGGCCCCUUAUCACCGGAAACAGGCGUUUGAUGUGGGAGAUGUUGGCUUUGGUCUCAAUGCUAACCAGUUGACGCUUGGAUGUGAUUGCCUGGGUCACAUCAAAUAUUUUGACGGCUAUCGAACGGAUUCAAAGGGCAAUCCUGUCCACUUGAAAAACAUCAUUUGCAUGCAUGAACAGGACAAUGGUCUUCAACACAAACACACCAACUACCGAUCGGGCGCUGCGACUGUGGUGCGAAACCGCCAGCUGGUCCUCCAGAUGAUUUGCACUGUUGCGAAUUACGAGUACAUCUUUGCAUACAUCUUUGACCAAGCUGCCAAUGUUGAACUAGAGGUCCGAGCUACCGGUAUCUUAUCGACCGUUCCCUUUGACAAUGAGAACGGCGAAACAGUCGCUUGGGGCACAAACGUUGGUCCCGGAGUCAUGGCUCCUUUCCAUCAACAUAUGUUUUCUCUGCGGAUUGAUCCGGCCAUAGAUGGCUUCAAGAAUACCGUCUACUAUGAGGACAGCGUACCACUCCCUGAAGACGAGAAGAAUCCCUACCUUGUUGGUUAUACUACUGAGCAGACUGUCAUCCGCAAGUCCGGCUCAGCCAACACUGACAUUAACCGCCAUCGAGUUUUCAAGAUCCGCAACGAUAAUAUCAUCAACCCUGUGACCUAUAAACCCGUGGCAUACAAGCUCCAAACAGCGCCCAGUCAGAUGCUCCUGUUGAGCAAAAACGCAAUGGGUUACCGACGGGCAGAGUUCGCCAGUAACCCCAUCUGGGUCACCAAGUACAACGACGACGAGCUGUACGCCGCAGGCGAGUUCACCAACCAGAGCAGACAAGCGGAAGGUGUCGAGACCUGGGUACAAAGGGAUGACCCGACAGAGAACGAAGAUGUGGUUCUUUGGCAUACGUUCGGUCUCACCCAUAACCCCCGUGUCGAAGAUUUCCCCGUUAUGCCUAUGGAGCGAAUCAGCGUCAUGCUGAAACCCGAUGGUUUCUUCACGAAAAAUCCGGCCCUGGAUGUGCCCCCAUCAACGCAGUCAUUCAACAAAUCCACUCUCCAUCCUGAGCCUGCACCCGUUGCAGCAUGCUGCUCCUCCAGUGGGGGUGCCAGUACUAAGGCGAAGCUUUACAAGCGCAUUGAAUAA